This is a messenger RNA of Anolis sagrei ordinatus, 814 nucleotides long. The record is from RefSeq and is a predicted model, not a curated record. Lineage: Eukaryota; Metazoa; Chordata; Lepidosauria; Squamata; Anolidae.
UGGCCGCGCGCUUCCCGUGACAAAGGGGCGUGUCCUUUCAGAGUUCACGAUUUAGAGUCACGAAUCGUGAGGUAACUUUGGGAACUGAGGAGACAGGGAUGGACUCCACUUUGCCUGCAGUCGCAGAAGAACUGCUGAAAGAGAUCGAGAGCGCAUUUCGGGAGAAAUCGCAUAUUCCUGACGAUCUCCUCUUGGCGCUCAAAUUCGUCUUCGGCGCUUCUGCCGUCCCGGCUUUGGAUUUAGUCGACCGGCAGUCGGUCACUCGCCUUGCGUCUCCCAGCGGGAGGACCGUGUACCAGGUGGCUGGCAGCUCAGGGAAGCUCUACACUUGCUAUGCCUUCUGCCAUUUCUGCUCCUGCCCGGCCUUCACUUUCUCCGUCCUCCGAAAGGGCGAGCGCUUGGUGUGCAAACACAUCCUGGCCAUCUACCUCAGCCGGGCCCUCGGCACUUGCCAGGAGCUGACCGUCCCAGAGCAACAACUGACCAAACUCUUGCUGCCCCAAGAAGAGGCCGGAAAGGAGGCCAACCCAUGACCGACACCAGAGAGGGAGGAAACGUGUCGUUAUGAACAACCUCGAGGGGGGUUAUGGGCCCGCGUCCAGAAACAGAAGAUUUGCAAGCAUUCCAUAAAGAACGAGAGACCAAACGCAUCCCUUCUUCUGCGCCAGGAGUUCUUGCCGGCAGCGACGCUUUUAUUACAAAACACAAAAUACGGAGCAACAAUUCAGCAUGAAACCAUCCUCAUGAUUUCCCGUUGGAGACCCCCCUCGCAGCACCAAGCAAACCAGCGAUGACAGAUUUAAAUUAAGACCAA